GGCGGCGGCAACAAAAGUCGUCGAGGAGGAGAAGAGGUUGCGAAUUGGCCGGGCGGAGGAAGUGCAGUGCAGUUCAGUGCAGUGCAAGGUUUGGGGAGAUUGGUCAAGAGUGAAUAAGCAGUAGGGCAGGACGGUUGGGUAGUCGCCCUAAGAAGGAAAGAUCACCCGCGAUAGGCUCAGGCGCCCCAAGUUGAAUUGAAUGAGCGGUGAUGGGGGGAGGAAAGAUGGGAGAAAUUGGCGAAAGAGCUGGCAGGGAUGGCAGAGAUGAUGGAGUAGAAGAAGAUGCGCUAGAUGGAGGGAUAGGCAAGGCAAGUGCAGCAGGUCAGGCCAGGAUGGUCAUGCAUCCGUCAAAUCAGGAGAUGCCCGCCCGCGUGUAUACAAAACGCUUUUGGGGGGUAAGCGAAGGCAGGCUCUUGGCAUUCGACGCCACAAGCGUGUCGACGGCACGCCAAGCACGUCCGCAUCAUCUCAAAACCCGCAGCGUCGUCGCUCCUCCGCUGCCACGUCGGCGCUUUGAAACGGGCGGCCACGCAACAUCCCCACCCACCUCUCUCUUGGCAGGCAUGCUAUCCGUGCCGCUCGUUCCUCAUCCCCAAUUUCCAGACGCGCCUACUCGCCCCGCAAAUGGCAUGGGAGGCCCUAAUAAUCCAACGCGCGAUGUAACUGGGCUACAGCACAGUACCAGGUACAGAAGUACCUUAUCACUAGCUACAUGACUCUCUCUUAUUAAGAACUUCUUCGCCAUCGCUGCG
Molecule: messenger RNA, 752 nt
Organism: Neohortaea acidophila
Lineage: Eukaryota; Fungi; Ascomycota; Dothideomycetes; Mycosphaerellales; Teratosphaeriaceae
Exons: 1
Coding region: 210-716 (168 amino acids)
Source: RefSeq, a predicted model, not a curated record